AUGUGGCAGGUGGCCGUGUUGACACGAUUUGAGGCGCUGCAAGCGUUCCUGUCCAGCAACGAGUGCGAGAACAUCAAGUUUGCGCUAUUCGACCAGCACACGGCAAACACUCGAGUCAAUGCUGAAACUAUUCAAGAAUCGACUAUGGCCAUUAGCCACAAGGCAUAUACAUCCAUUACUAUGGGCGGCAGCGACUCGGUUUCAUCUCGAGCGAAGUGGAAGCUUGACGGCGCGAUGAUUGACAAACUCACAUCGGCGGGCAAUACUAAAGCGGGCAUUACGCUUAAUUUUCUGGAAACUAGGUUAGCCAAUUUGCGCUUCUUUGCUCGCGGCAAACGUGGCGUCUUGUAUGCGGGUGAACUGCGCUUGAACAACACGCCAGUGGUGGUGAAACUUGCGGUUGAUGCGACUUUUGUUGCCUCCGUGACAGUGGAGGCACGUUGGCUUCGAGUGGUGAACCGCAUGGGAAUUGGUGCAAAGUUGAUCGAUGCUGCCGAUGGCUGGUUUCUGUGCGAGCGACUUGAAGGCAAGAACGUGGUGGAGUUUUUAGACCAAAGCAAUAAGGUUGUUACGCCAGCCAAUGCCGUUUGGGUCGUUCGUGAAAUGCUGUGCCAGUGCUUUGCCAUGGACCUCAUGGGGGGUGAAUAA
This is a messenger RNA of Peronospora belbahrii, 648 nucleotides long. NCBI's taxonomy places the organism in Eukaryota, Oomycota, Peronosporomycetes, Peronosporales, Peronosporaceae. The record is from the annotation of a GenBank genome assembly.